CGGCGCGCCUAGGACUUUCCCUUGGAAUACGUCGCGACAUGGAUGUCUACCCGUCUUUUCGUUUAUUGUAUCGUCGUUUUUCCGCGAGCAAUCAUGCCCUCAAAACACACAUAUCUUGAAUUAGUUUCAAGGCACAAAUGGCAGGCUCAAGACAAUUUCACUCCAAGACACGAAAUGGCUGCGGUCAGUGUAAGAAGAGGCGGGUGAAGUGCAACCUUGAGCCACCCGUCUGCGCUAAUUGUCGGAGACGUGGCGAAGAGUGCGACUAUAGUCCAGGCAAUGUCACACUCUCGAAAGAGUCCCGAAGUCACGUGAAAUGCUUGUUGCUUGUAGGCUCCGUGUCAAUUGCGGCCGGUAAUCCUCGGAUGCAGAGAAGAAGGGCCAUGCGGGAUCGACUAUAUGGCUUGCCUCUAAGCCUCUCGGAGCCCGCAAACCCAGCUCGAUGCAUGUUAUCAUGGGUUUUGGAUGAGGUCUGGCUACUACCUUGUGCAACUGUUGGGGAAGAAGCCAUGUGGAGGACGACUCUCCAAACGCAGGCCGCUCGGUAUGCAUAUCUCGAGCGCGGUGCUUCGAGCCUCUGGACUCUCUACCAGUCACUUCAAGUUGGACCAUCCUCAUCAGCCUUACGAGCCGACGCAUGCCGUUAUAACCUGGAAGCGUCAGAAAUCUUCCGAAAAUCCUAUCACACAGUUACUGAGCAGAAUUGGUUGGCCUUUCUGUUGUUUGGUGUCCUCGUGGUCAUAUUUCAGCUUGCCAUAGCUCAGGCUGAUCCCGAUGUUGCACAGGGUCAUAUGGAGGUCUUCCAGGUCCUUCGCAGUACAUCUAAAAUAGCACAAACUGUGACGCCAUAUUUUAGACGUAGCCCCCUGAAGAAAUUUGUCGACGAUCGCCAUAUCUUGUACCAGCCUAUCAUGGACAAGGAGGUAUGGAGGAGAGUCAGUGGCCUCGAUGGAAUUGGACUUGCUGAAGAUACUUUGGAGGAUGCCGAAGCAUGUCGCCAAGCCAUUGCACAUCUUAAAGCCUGGGUACAGGAGACUGAUGGUCAUCCUCGCUCGUGGGCACAUUUCUUUAGAUGGCCUGGCGCAGUAUCCGACCAUUUCACUAACAUGCUUUUCGGGGGUCAUCAGCGAGCCCUGGUCAUUUUCGUUUACUGGUGCGCUAUCAUGCACCAGUCCCCGAAGCGUUGGUUUAUGGACGGUUGGGCAAGCCGCAGCGCGCAUCUGGCUAUUGAUUUGAUGAGCACUGCUGACGAUCAUCUCUUGGAGUGGCCUCGUAGCGUACUGUCGUCAGGUCCUUUCGGAUAUUUUGCUCUACUUGAACGGCUGAACACCACUACCUUGAAAGAGCCUGGGCUCGUCUCUGACAUUCUCGUCUCAAGAUGGGCAUUGCCUACUGAUGGGCCCAUGACACGUAUGGUGAUCAUUAGUAGGCCUAUUGAUGGUAACGGCCCGACCGGCGACCCAACAUGCUCUGUUCGAGGGGUGAAAUUGGUUGUUACCAGAGAUUGCUGGUAA
Molecule: messenger RNA, 1514 nt
Organism: Truncatella angustata
Lineage: Eukaryota; Fungi; Ascomycota; Sordariomycetes; Amphisphaeriales; Sporocadaceae
Exons: 5
Coding region: 138-1514 (458 amino acids)
Biological process (GO): regulation of transcription by RNA polymerase II
Molecular function (GO): zinc ion binding; DNA-binding transcription activator activity, RNA polymerase II-specific
Source: RefSeq, a predicted model, not a curated record